AUGGCCCCUAAUUUCUACCCUGAGAUAGAUCUUGUGAAGGAGGCAGUUAUUCCACCUGAAAGUGCGGUGAUUGUGUCUUCACCUGCUAAAGAAGCUGCCCCGUCCAAGACUCAAAGCAACUCUCUUUCCCAUCGUUUUACAGAACUGGUUGGCGAUAACAAGCUGCUUGAUGGCAUAUCCGUGAGAUCUCCUGUGUAUCUGACAGAUUUCUUCUACACGUGGCGUACAAAGCUAGGAGAAACCACAGAUUACUUUUGUAACUCUGUGGACCGCGCGUCGAUGAAAUACUAUGACCAUGAAAGAAGGCUGACGUCCACUAUCGCAAAUCUACAUUCGGAUCCAAGAGAGCUAUUAUUGCCUGGUCUGACUUAUUCCCUGGUAGCUGCGAUGUCCGGAUCUGUCCUCACUAGGAACAGAAAUAUACUUGCUAGGAUUGCAGCACCAGUCAUCCUUGGUGUGUCUUGUUUCUCAUACGUGUUGCCUGUUACUUUCUCGAACACUGCUGGCUUACUACACGACCUAGAAAAGAAGGCAUUCCCCAAUCUAGUUCAAAAGCAAGAUGUUGUUUACAAUGCUUGCCGGAAUACGGCGAUAAAAACAAAAUCAGCUUUCGCAUCAACGGUAACUGGUGUGUCAACCGGCAUUCAUAAGACCGCAACGUUUGUGAAAGAGUGGACUGGUCUGAAUAUUUAA
This is a messenger RNA of Lachancea fermentati, 693 nucleotides long. Lineage: Eukaryota; Fungi; Ascomycota; Saccharomycetes; Saccharomycetales; Saccharomycetaceae. The record is from the annotation of a GenBank genome assembly.